AUGUCUGCCAUGCUGCAACCACAAAUCAUCCUGCUCAGGGAAGGGACUGAUACAUCUCAAGGAAAACCACAACUAAUAAGCAACAUAAAUGCUUGCAUGGCUGUUGCCGAUGUAGUGCGAAGUACCCUUGGCCCAAGAGGCAUGGAUAAGUUGAUCCAUGAUGAGAAGGGAAACACCACCAUUUCCAAUGAUGGUGCCACCAUAAUGAAGCUCCUCGACAUUAUUCAUCCUGCUGCCAAGAUUCUUGUUGAUAUUGCAAAGUCCCAAGACUCAGAGGUUGGUGAUGGGACCACUACAGUAGUUCUUCUUGCAGGAGAGUUUCUGAAAGAAGCAAAGCCUUUUGUUGAAGAUGGAGUCCACCCUCAAAACCUUAUAAGAAGUUAUCGGGCAGCUUCUUCUUUGGCCAUUGAGAAGAUCAAGGAGUUGGCUAUUAGCAUAGAGGGGAAGAGUUUGGAAGAAAAGAAGAGUUUACUUGCUAAAUGUGCUGCCACAACACUAUCUUCGAAGCUCAUUGGUGGCGAAAAGGAGUUUUUUGCUAACAUGGUGGUGGAUGCUGUUCUUGCCAUUGGGAAUGAUGAUAGGCUAAACAUGAUUGGAAUUAAAAAGGUUCCUGGUGGUACAAUGAGGGAUUCUUUUCUUGUGAAUGGCGUUGCCUUCAAGAAGACAUUCUCAUAUGCUGGUUUUGAGCAGCAGCCGAAAAAGUUUUUAAAUCCAAAGAUACUCUUGCUAAACAUCGAAUUGGAGUUGAAAUCAGAGAAAGAAAAUGCGGAAAUUAGGUUGUCUGAUCCCUUACAGUAUCAGUCGAUCGUAGAUGCAGAAUGGAAUAUCAUUUAUGACAAAUUGGAUAAAUGUGUAAAGAGUGGAGCCAAGGUUGUUUUAUCACGGCUUGCUAUUGGUGAUCUGGGUACUCAGUAUUUUGCAGAUCGGGAUAUUUUUUGUGCUGGCCGUGUUACCGAAGAAGAUUUACAGCGAGUUGCUGCAGCUACCGGUGGAACUGUUCAGACAACUGUGAACAAUGUCAUUGAAGAGGUUCUUGGAUCUUGUGACCUAUUUGAAGAGAGGCAAGUUGGAAACGAGCGUUUUAAUAUAUUUAGUGGGUGCCCGUCUGGUAAGACCGCCACUAUUGUUCUUCGUGGUGGCGCGGACCAGUUUAUUGAGGAGGCGGAGCGAAGUUUGCAUGAUGCUAUUAUGAUUGUUCGAAGGGCUCUUAAGAACUCAACUGUUGUAGCCGGUGGUGGUGCAAUAGAUAUGGAGAUAAGUAGGUAUUUGAGACAACAUGCACGAACCAUUGCUGGCAAGUCGCAGCUCUUUAUAAACUCUUAUGCUAAAGCGCUUGAGAUUAUCCCACGACAACUUUGUGAUAAUGCUGGUUUUGAUGCAACUGAUGUUUUGAACAAACUGAGACAAAAACAUGCCCUUCCAUCUGGGGAAGGUGCACCUUACGGUGUAGACAUUAACACAGGCGGAAUUGCUGAUUCAUUCGCCAACUUUGUUUGGGAACCGGCUGUUGUGAAGAUUAACGCCAUAAAUGCGGCUACUGAAGCAGCUUGCCUCGUCUUAAGUGUCGACGAAACUGUGAAGAACCCUAAGUCUGAGAGUGCACAAGGAGAGGCCGGCAUGGCUGGCCGAGGCCGUGGAGGUGGUUUUCGUGGGGGCCGAGGUGGAAGAGGAAUGAGAAGGCGGUAG
This is a messenger RNA of Striga hermonthica, 1686 nucleotides long. Lineage: Eukaryota; Viridiplantae; Streptophyta; Magnoliopsida; Lamiales; Orobanchaceae. The record is from the annotation of a GenBank genome assembly.